AUGGGUGCCACUCGGUACAAUGCCUCGGCUUCAUCGUCAGAGAAGAAGCGUCUUAGAGACCGUCGGGCGCAACAGAACAUGCGUCAGAAAAAAGAGAAUUUGAUCAAGUCUCUCGAAGACAAAGUCGAAUUCUGCGAGCGACAUCACACCGGUGGCUCGAUCCAAGAGUACAUGGAGACCAUCGAGAGCCUCCGCAGGGAAAACGAGGCCCUUCGCGACGAGAUUCAAUCGUUGAAAGCAGUCCCAAGUUUUCUGCCGGAUGAUUCGCAGUUUCCAACAUCUUCAUCAAUAACUGGACCUAUCCAAUUAUUCGGGGACCUGGACCAUCCAGAGAAAACACAUUCUUCACAGGAGACGUCGUCAACACAGACAUCUGAAACGAGCUGGGACCUCGCACCGAUCGGUCCUGGCGAGCAAGGAAGACUCUUGGGGCAGGUCUUGAGCCAUCUGAGCAAUUCAUCUUUUCUAGCCCCUCCACUCAUUUCGGACGAGGCGUUGCACUUCCCCAGAGCGUCAUUUCCCGACCUAGCUCAAACAAUACCGAAUUCCGAUCCCAUUUCGUGUUUGGUUCCGAUAAGCUCCUACGGCGACAAUGCAUUCCUUUUACCCGGUCACUGUCCAUGGUUGUCAUAUCCAGAACUCAUUGCUGGCUGUUCACCAUUACCGUCCCCGCUCGAUAUCCUUCACGGCACUAAGCAUAACUUCUUGGCUGACCAGAUCAACCAACGCAUGCGACUACGUCGGGUUCUGGACCCCGAGUGUCUAGGAUUUGGCUGGCUUUGCUAUCUGUUCAGCAAAUGGCGAACCACUCCGAAUCCCACGACAUUUGCGCGGCUUCCACCGUUCAUGCACCCGGUCGUGGCACAAUUUCAGCGGGGCUACCCUAACGCCUUAGACCUUCCCGUGUGGCCGCAAUUGCGAAGGAAUCUGAUCAAAAAUUGGCGUCGAUACGACUAUUUUGAGCUAGUCGGCUAUUUGUCCUGUUGUGCGAGGGUCCGGUGGCCCUUUGCUGAACCGAUCCUCGAGCGCGAUGCUAGUGACAAUUUGCAAAUACGACAGGACUUCUUAGACACUGUGACCCGGGAGAGUGGGUGGGGCCUGGCGUCGGAAUUCAUUGAGAAGUAUCCCGAGCUAUUGGAGGGAAUGGAUGUUGAGGCUGUUAGGUUCCGGAUGGAUGUGCUCUAA
Messenger RNA from Aspergillus affinis, 1185 nucleotides. RefSeq names its product bZIP transcription factor. Bases 1 to 1185 code for a protein of 394 amino acids. Gene Ontology annotation, biological process: regulation of DNA-templated transcription. Lineage: Eukaryota; Fungi; Ascomycota; Eurotiomycetes; Eurotiales; Aspergillaceae. The record is from RefSeq and is a predicted model, not a curated record. The transcript has a single exon. Gene Ontology annotation, molecular function: DNA-binding transcription factor activity.